GGACGAGUGAGUCACUAAUCCCAGCGCUUCUGCAACGACCUGCCAUGACCUUCACCUCUGCCCUGGAGCCAGCCAGGAGAGAGUGAGGCGCCUCAGCCAGACCCUCCGGGGUCAGUGACCCCGCAGCAGAGUAAAUCCAAGCUCAAAUCCUCACACACGUGAGGAAGAGGAGGAGGAUGAAGCCGGGGAAGUGGGUCAGCCGAGACGCUCCGUGAGGUCCGGCCGGGGAGGCCCGGGACCAGCCAGUGGUGACGUCCAACCCGCCGACCUCUACGGACUCAGGCCGGGCGGGCGGGCGUACGGGCGAUCAGGGAAUCCGCUGGACCUAGCUGGCAGAUGCCACUGACAGGAUGACGCCAGCGCGGCGAGGGCCGCGGGGUAAAGACGGAUUAUGUCUGAGCAGCAGAUAAACAGAUUAUUCCCGAAACGGUGCCUCCUUUUUUAACCCCGUCCCUCAGAAGGCACAUGCAGCCACUCGCCGCCCCACAAGUCCCGUCCAGUCUUCUGUCGGCGCGCCAUGAGCCGCACCUGAGCCGGAGGUCGCCGCGUCCCCGCCGGAUCUGCUCUCAGCCCACACGCUCGGGACCGCCGCCAUGCUGUGGGAGCUGGGACUCGCGCUGCUGCUCGCCGUGGCUCCGCAGGCCGCCGUCAUCCAGGAAGGCAGCGGCUGGCCGGACCAGAACCAGGAGGGUUCCCUCCGUGCGGCUCCGCUCCUGACGGUGCCGGCGCUCAGGAAAGGACCUGGUUUUGAAGUGGGUCGACGUCGGGCCAGGAGGUCCGUCUUCCUGCACUCUGGAGUGAAGAUCUGCCCGCAGGAGGGCCUGGCCGACGUGCUGGCCAGUCACCAGGCCUACUACCAGCUCAGAGUCUGUCAGGAGGCUGUGUGGGAGGCCUUCAGGAUCUUCCUGGACCGGAUCCCGGGCACGUCCGAGUACCAGAGGUGGGUCCACGCCUGUCAGCAGGAGUCGCUGUGCAUCUCAGACCUGGCCAAGAACUUCAGCAGCUCGGAGGAGCACCGCACCAUGAUCCAGAGGAGGAUGGACCGGGUCAGAAACCGCGGGCAGACGCCGCCACGACCAGAGUCAAGUCCCGAGGCUGCUGACGGCGCCACCAGCAGCUCAGUCACCAGCUCCACGACCCUCGUGAUGCCCACCAGCACUUCUCCCAGCUUGGACCCACCGGAACCAGCAGCAGGGGACGAGGAGGACGCCCAUCAGACGGGAGAGACCACAGCAGAGGUGGACUCGGACCUGCCCAACCUGGUUCCAGAAGGUCCGCUGCAGGAGAUGCUGGAGUUCACCAUCGACCUGGUGGAUCCGGGCUACAGGGAGCUGCUGGACGACCCGGACUCUCCUCAGUACCUGGACCUGGCUCAGCACCUGCAAGACCAGAUGCAGCACGUGUUUGACAAGCUCCAGGGCUUCAGGAGCAUCAAGGUCCUGGGGAUCAGGGAGAUGCCGGACUCUGACGGUGGUGGUGGAGGAAUCACCGUCCACUACUCGCUGCUCUUUGAGAACAACCUGCCCAAGAUCCUGCCCGGGACUGAUCCCGACGCUCAGGACGCUACUCACGGCGCCACGCUGCGAGCUCUGGUGACCGAAGCUCUGAGGGAGGAGGCGUCGCUGCCCGUCGACCUGGACUCACUCAGCUUCUCAGCAGACCAUUUCUCAUCGACGUCCACGGAGGCAGGAGGACCCAGUGGUCCGGGUGGUCUUCCACAGUCCAGCCAGCCAGACUCCCACAACGAGCUGGACUUGUCCACGGAGGAGCCGGCGGCGGAGAGGCCACGGCUGGAGGAUCCCAUGACCCCCAUGGAGAAGGGAAACGCCCUGUUGACCUUGCUGGACGCCACAGCCACCACAGACGCUGCCAAGGGGGUCACGGACGAGUCGCAGCCGACGGGCGAACUGGAGCCCAUGGAUGAGGAGGAGCUGAUCAUCACUCACCAGGUGCAGACCAUCCACCACAGCCAGACCGGGGAGCUGGUGAGGGACUACAUCCCGACGCCACCGGCGCCGCCGAUCCUCCAGCUGGAGACGCUGGCGCCGCACGUCACCUUGUCUCCCAACCUCAUCUCAGAGGAGGACCUGACUGCUGUGGAGGACACCACUAAAAGUCCCGGUCCAGGAGCCACAUCCACGGCCGGCGAACCCGACCCAGACCUGCCAGUCACCAGGCUCUCCAGCAUCACCGGGCAGCCCACCAUCCAGACGUUCCAGGAUCUCCUCCAUGAUGGAGUCAAUCCUCUUCCAGACCAGGACGAUGAGCAGGAGGAACCCCACGGCCUGGAGGUGGAAGUGUCCCCCUCAGGUGAAGACCUUCUGGUGGAACCAGGGGAGGCUUCAGAGGCUUUGGACCUGGGGGAGGUGGCAGCCGGCACCAGAGAGGACUUAGCAGUUGAGGUUCCCCAGAUUGAGUCUGAAGACUAUGACCCCGAACCAGAGAGUAGUUUAGAAGAGAUUCUGGGUCCAAGCCAGAAGCAGGAACCACAGACUGUGGAGCCGGUGGAAAGCGCUAAAGGACCAGGCAAAUCUUCACCCAACACGUCAGAGGAAACGUUUUCCGAAUCAGCCAGACCGGUACCAGAAAUCUCCAAAACACUAGAGGAACCUUCAGUCGGACCCUCAGACACAUCUGUUCUUGAAACUGUAACGGCCUCCAAGGAACCGACACCCACGGUUCCUGAGGAACCAGUGCCAGGUCCUCACCCGGAGGAGGAAGUGGUCCCAGUCGAGCAGACUGAGGAGGAGGCUCCUGGAAGUGUGUCCUCAGCCAGUGGAGCUGCAGACCUCCUCAAACCAAUAGCAGAGCUGGGACCAGCUCAGGGGGCUUCAGCAGAAACGGCGGUGAUGCCUGAGGCAUCGGAACCAGCGGAGGAAGCCACUGUUUCUCCAGCACCAGAAGAGGAAGCAGCAGAGGAAGCUGAAGCCACCGAGGCUCUGAUCCCUCCUGAAGAGUCUGAGUCAGCCGGAAUCCCAGAGGAGAGCACGGGUCCCACUGUCCAACCUGAAGCUCCCACGACCCACCCGCCUGUCGAGUCCAUCAAAAUCCUUCCUCCCUGGAGGGAUUUGGAGGUUCCUCAGCUGGGAGACGAGACUCCUCAGACGGCGGACAACACCCUGCUGCUCCCACCUAUGGAGGAGCCUCAUGAGGAAGAGAACCUGCCGCCAGCACCAGUCGACGCCGGGCCGUCGGAGGAGGUGGCACCAGAGUACGACGUCGGGGAUACGUACGUUGGGCCGGGGGCCAUCACAACCAUUGGAGGAGGCCCCACCAUCGAAGCAGCUGCGGUGGACUCGUCUCAGGACUCGGUCACAGACUCCCCAGGUCCCACACCAGCGAGAGCCACAGUCGGGGCCCAGACUCCUUCACCGGGGCCAACCAUCGACUCCGGCCUGUUCGAGGUGGAGCCGCUCGCUCCUUCAGAAGAAGGGGAGUCGGACUCCAGCGAACCUGCCGUGGUCGUUAUCGGGGAAGACUUGGAGACAGGGGGUGACAGUCAAACGAGUCCCAGGACGACAGCUGACACCGUCGACGACGCAGUGAGGGACCUGGCGGUGGAGCUGGACCAGGCCGAGGGGACGCAGGACGAAGGCAGCGCCUUCCUGUCUGUCACCGAGGACGUGGUGGCGGUGACGGCACUGCCGCCCGUCCGAUACCUGACCACUCCCUCCAUGACCACGGCCAGUCACGGCAGAGAGCUGGUGGUCUUCUUCAGUCUGCGUGUGACCAACCUCGACUUCUCUGAGGACCUCUUUAACAAGACCUCGCCCGAGUACAGAUCCCUGGAGAACACCUUCCUCGAUGUGCUGCUGCCGUACCUGCAGGCCAACCUGACCGGCUUCAGGAACCUGGAGAUCCUCAACUUCAGGAGGGGCAGCGUGGUGGUCAACAGCAAGAUCAAGUUCGCCAAGACGGUUCCAUACAACAUCACUGAGGCCGUCCACUGCGUCCUGGAGGACUUCUGCUCCGAGGCGGCGCAGCGGCUGCACAUCCAGAUCGAUGCUCACUCGCUGGACAUCGAGCCAGCUGACCAGGCCGACCCCUGCAAGUUCCUGGCCUGCGGCAACUUCUCGCGCUGCCAGGUGAGCCGCCGCACGAGAGAGGCCCAGUGUGCGUGUGAGCCAGGCUUCCUGUCCGUGGACGGCCUUCCCUGCCAGAGUGUCUGCGACCUACAGCCGGGCUUAUGUGGCCCAGGAGGGCACUGCCACGUGGUCCCAGGACGUGGGGCCCAGUGCAGACACAAGUCGCCCCAGGACUUGGGGGCUGGAAGCAUCUGGACAGCUGGCCGCACCUGAGCCCUGGGAUCUCGGGCCUCUGAGGGACAACAUCAGGACGGCUGCCCCGGGUCGACCCUCCAGCCUGGACCUCGACUGAGCCACUGGGGAUUUGCUCCGGACCGGCCGGAGGAAAUCUUUGGACAAUGUCCUGUGUGUGAAAGUACUUGGCGGCCCAAACACAGAGGGAUAUUUUUGUAUUGUUUAAGUCUAUCGAUGUUUCAGGUGUUUACGCCUAGACAGGAACGUAGCGUCGCUAACCUAGCCGAGGUGCUCCGUCUCUCCACCUCAGCGCGGAGCACAUCCAGUUAGAAGUAGAGUCGUACUUCCCACCGGCUGCUCUUCUUUCGGUUGGCCCCCUGCUGGCCAGUGAGAGAAUGCAGUCAUGAGGCACUUACCCAUGAGUGUUGACGUCUGGUCCUGAGCCGCCAUCUUGCUUAUCCCCGUGUUAGCGUAGACCUCCUGACCUCCAGUGGCGGGUCGCUCCAUUGUUAUGUCACAACUGCAUCUCAUUUGCGCUGGCGAGAGUCCAGCAGGUGGCGCUAGCUGCAGCCGCAGGAAGGUGGAACCCUGGUGGUUUAUGUAGUCGUGUCUAUAGUUGGAGUCCUCCGGUGAAAACUACACCGACGGCUGCUUCUUUCUGAAGAUUUGGGGGUUGGGGGAGGAGCCAGGGGAGG
Molecule: messenger RNA, 4954 nt
Organism: Synchiropus splendidus (mandarinfish)
Lineage: Eukaryota; Metazoa; Chordata; Actinopteri; Syngnathiformes; Callionymidae
Product: interphotoreceptor matrix proteoglycan 1
Exons: 15
Coding region: 594-4298 (1234 amino acids)
Biological process (GO): visual perception
Source: RefSeq, a predicted model, not a curated record